Molecule: messenger RNA, 1617 nt
Organism: Ixodes scapularis (black-legged tick)
Lineage: Eukaryota; Metazoa; Arthropoda; Arachnida; Ixodida; Ixodidae
Exons: 1
Coding region: 1-1617 (538 amino acids)
Biological process (GO): DNA replication
Molecular function (GO): DNA-directed DNA polymerase activity; DNA binding; nucleotide binding
Source: RefSeq, a predicted model, not a curated record
AUGUUAGAGAUAGGCAACCUUUGCUUUAUUGACAGCCUCGCAUUUCUUAAUGCAAGCCUGGAGACGAUCGUGCAAAAUCUCCACUCUAAGAAAACAGAGCAUUUUUGUUGCCUUCGUCAGUCCUUUCCCGAGCACGUCGACCUCCUUGCCCACAAAGAAGUGUUUUGUUACGAUUUCAUUACAGGCUUUGAGAGUUACGAGGGUCAAAGCCUUCCGCCACGACAGUCCUUUUUUAACAAGUUGGCUGGGAUCAGGGUGUGUGAAGAAGACUACGAACAUGCGCAGGUCGUUUUCGGUACCUUUGGUUUGAAGAACCUUGGAAAAUACAGCGACCUUUACCUAAAGACGGACUGCCUCCUACUUGCCGAUGUUUUCCAAAACUUCAGACGGUGGACGCUGGAGACGUACGACAUUGAGGCUUUACAUUUCGUAUCGUUACCGUCCCUAAGCUUGUCGUGUGCGUUGAAACAGUCGAAAGUAAGACUGCAGCUAAUUGACGAUCCUGACACAUAUCUCAUGAUAGAACAGGGUAUUCGCGGAGGGGUUACCCAAUGCACGACCCGUCAUGCUGUCGGAAAUGUUCCGGAAACGGAUAUGUUUAACCCACAGCACGAACCGUCUCAGAUUUCGGACUUGGACGUAAACGGUCUGUAUGCGGCGACAAUGAGAGAAGCCCUCCCAGUGUCGGACUUUGAGUGUUUGACGAAAGACGAGAUUUCCUGCCUGAACAUUGGUGACGUUCCAGAUGACGCUCCGACGGGCUACAUUUUGGAGGUAGACCUCAGAUAUCCUCAUGACUUGCACGAGAUUCAUUCUGACUUUCCCUUGGCCCCGGUGAAGCAAAGCGUUCCCUACGAUUGGUUUUCCGGCUAUCAAAAAAGUCUCAUUGGCAAGUUUGAAAUGCCCAAAGAGGAAUCCACCACGAAGCUGUUGCUCACACUUCACGACAAAACGAAAUACGUUUUGCACUACCGGAUUUGGAAACUGUACACCCAGUUAGGACUAGAGGUCACCGAAAUUCACCGAGUCCUAAAUUUCUCGCAGCGAGCGUUCUUGAAGGAGUUUAUUGAUUUUAACCACCAGCUGAGACAGCAGGCAACCAACUCUUUCCAGAAGAAUCUUUCCAAACUGUUCACGAAUAUCAUGUAUGGCAAAACGAUCGAGAAUGCCCGUAAACAUGGACACAUUAAACUCUGCGUUAAAGAGGACGACGUACUGAAAAUGCUUAAGAAGCCGACCCUGACACAGUUUCGAGCACUUAGCUCGCAGGUCGUAAUUUUGCAGUUUGCUCCGAGAGUGAUCAAACUCAAACAAACGCUCUACGCAGGGUUCUCAAAUCUUGAGAUAUCACAAAUAGUAUUGUACGACUUCUUUUAUAAUCAACUUCGUCGUGCGAUCCCCUCAACAGGGUCUCUUUACUGCGACACGCAUUCCUUCUUCCUACACCUCCAAAGAUCAGACGUAGACGACAAACUGCUCCAACGCCGAGACGCAUGCUUGGAUACAUCUGGAUAUCCAGAGAGUCACAAGCUCUUUUCAACCGAAAACAAAAUGAGGCUCGGUGUGUUAAAAAAUGAAUAUCCGACUACUCACUUAAUGGCUUUUUUUUUUGCUUAA